Molecule: messenger RNA, 585 nt
Organism: Pocillopora verrucosa
Lineage: Eukaryota; Metazoa; Cnidaria; Anthozoa; Scleractinia; Pocilloporidae
Source: RefSeq, a predicted model, not a curated record
AUGGCAACAAAAGAUGAAGUGUUAAAACGAAUAUCAUCAGCGGCCUUAGUUCACAUAGCAGCGCACGGUAAAAUUGAAACUGGAGAAGUUAUCCUGGCACCAAACACCACAAGAGAUAACCCUCAGCCGCAAGAGAAAGACUAUCUACUGACAAUGAAGGAUGUGAUAGAAGCUGGGUUGCGAGCACGUCUGGUUGUACUUAGCUGCUGUCACACAGCUCGUGGGGAGGUCAUGGCCGAGGGUGUGGUAGGCAUGGCGCGUGCACUUUUGGGUGCCGGUGCCAGAUCGGUUGUGGUAACCUUGUGGGCGAUUGGCGACGAGGGAACCCUGGAGUUCAUGAGUUUCUUCUACGAUGCACUUGCCAAAGGCAAAAAGGCAAGUGAAGCUCUCAAUCAGGCCAUGAAGUGUAUGAGAGAAAUUGAAAAGUUCAAGGAGGUGAUUUACUGGGCACCAUUUGUACUCAUUGGUGACGACGUCAACCUGGAUUUCAAGGAUAUUUCAAAGCUCAAGCAAUUGGGUGAUGAAUUUAUCUUUUGCUCCGACAAAUUGAGAUGCAGCACAAUCAAGUGGACACGUUUACGAUGA